This is a messenger RNA of Funneliformis mosseae, 153 nucleotides long. NCBI's taxonomy places the organism in Eukaryota, Fungi, Glomeromycota, Glomeromycetes, Glomerales, Glomeraceae. The record is from the annotation of a GenBank genome assembly.
AUGAGGUUUUUUGGUUUUUGGAUGCAAAAUGGAAAGAGUCCAAAAUUUCAUCCAACGACUUCUACACAAUUUAUCUACAUCUACGACCAGUGUUUGGAACAUCAUACGCUUUUAAAACCAUCAUACCAAUUUGGCAUAUUAACAUUAAGGUAG